Messenger RNA from Spirometra erinaceieuropaei, 5362 nucleotides. NCBI's taxonomy places the organism in Eukaryota, Metazoa, Platyhelminthes, Cestoda, Diphyllobothriidea, Diphyllobothriidae. The record is from the annotation of a GenBank genome assembly.
AUGACCUUUAAUUCGGCCGAGGAGAUGGUUCGACGUGGCUUGUGGGAUAUGAUGAGGGAUGAGACUCGCUGGCGAAUGGAGUUCUUGGAGUCUUCUGUGGUAUCCGUCUUUGCGAGUGUCGCUUCCAAUGCCCCAAAAUAAAUCCAGUGGCUGCGCGUCACCUGUGUUGUAUCCAGAUUCGUGCUGAAGCACUUUAAUCUGGUCGUCUGUCAGCUGUUUGGAUGAGAGGUUGUGGACGGAUGGUUGUUCUGACAUAGCUGCAUCUGCCUGCUGUAGGAUACGCACUUCGUUCAGGAGUUGGACCCUCUUCUUCCCUCGCUCUACGUUCAUCUUUAUCGAGAUCCAGCUCUCCAGGUUUUGCAGUGUUUGAUCUUCCAGGUGUGAUGCACAUGCUGCUUUCUGCCUUUUGAUUUCCCUGCCGUACUUUUGCAGGCGAAUAUGACGUUCGUUAAUGAGGGUUCGUAGUAAGCGUCGGCUGCAGCUGCUGGCGACCUUCCGACCGAAAUCGGUCUUAGCUGGUGGUCUCACAGAAACACUCUUCGGCAUGAUGUCUGACCUCAGGCGGUUGUGUAGAAACACCAAUUGUUCCCGUGUAGCUACCUGUCUACAGGAAAAUAUUUCCCAAUGCCGUGCUCGGCGAAGCGCUUGGCGCCCGGAAUUCUCAUGGAUGUAAGAUAUAUGAAGAAAAAUGAGUCCAUUGGAAAAGUGAACAAACUUUGUUUCGUAAAUUUUUAUGUCUGAUUCCCCAGUUCGUCGUCAGACGUGUAGCGCGUGUGAAAAAACAGUUAAAAUUUAAGCGUGCCCGAAAAGACGACAUUGUUUUGUCAAUGCUGAGGAUGGGUCUGUGCUGUGGGCUGACGUCACGUUUUAAUCGGUUAUCACCUUUUCCAUUUUCUUUCGAGAUUUGUGUAUAUGGCAUCAAGAUCGAUGCGCUGAUUGAUGUAUGAAUCAUCAGAGUGAAUGGCGUCUAGGAAUUCUCGGCUUUUUUAUGUGGAUGGGAGCCGAAAAUGCGUGUUUUAUCCCAAGCAACUUUGUGCCCAGUUUCAAGAGUAUGCAUGACGACUUGGGAACGCUUCCUUACAUUCAAAAUAUGUCUGAACUCGUUGAAAGACACCUGUGGAAGCAUCAAAUACGAGUGACCCACAAACCGACGACGGCGCUACGCAACCAGUUUGUAAACCCUAAGGAUAGGGUUGAUUAUUUGGAUAAAAAAGAAGUGGUCUACUAGAUUGCCUGCGGCACUUGUAAUGCCACAGGUCAAACCGGGAAAUCCGCCCCUACACGCCUACAUGAACACCAGUUGGCAACAGAGAGGCGAGACCACUUAUCCCAUGUCGUCAUGCAUACUCUUGAAACUGGGCACAAAGUUGCUUGGGAUAAAACACGCAUUUUCGGCUCCCAUCCACAUAAAAAAGCCGAGAAUUCCUAGACGCCAUUCACUCUGAUGAUUCAUACAUCAAUCAGCGCAUCGAUCUUGAUGCCAUAUACACAAAUCUCGAAAGAAAAUGGAAAAGGUGAUAACCAAUUAAAACGUGACGUCAGCCCACAGCACAGACCCAUCCUCAGCAUUGACAAAACAAUGUCGUCUUUUUGGGUACGUUUAAAUUUUAACUGUUUUUUCACACUUCCUACACGUCUGACGACGAACUGGGUAACCAGACAUGAAAAUUUACGAAAUAAAGUUUGUCCAUUUUUCCAAAGGAUUCAUUUUUUUCGAAUUAUGUUCUUUAAGUUGACCAGCUUCCAGUACAUAUAUAUGUAUAUAUUGUUUAUAGAAGCGAAGAUUCUAGUCCCCGGACAUAAGUGAAAAGAGGCGAUAUCGGGAAAUCGGCGCAGCCUUCCCGAGAUCGCCUCUUCUGUUCAUGUAUAUAUAUAUAUAUUACCAGCAUUAUUUGAGUAGCACUGUUAGUUGGAGUAUAUAAAUCGAAGGGUAUGCAUCUGAGAUGGCAGGCCAUCGCUUGAGUACGCCUUACACGCAUAAGCCAUAUGGGGAAUUUGCUUUAGACCCUUAUAUAUAGCCAGUCUUUUGAGGACCAAGACGAUGCUAUGCGAAAUCCCGUGGGUCUAUAAUCGCCCAGUAUGUGCUGUUGUCAAAAUUUAACGAAUACUAUUGAGAAACUGAUACAUGCAUAUGUGUGUACUGAGAGAAAGGCGUUCUAGGAAAUACAAACUGAAUUCAAAUUAGUUUUUCCAGGACUAAGCGGACCUAAUUAAAUAGAUUCCCACUACUAAUCCCCCAGAUCGCCGUCAGACCUACGGCCAAUGUGAAGAAAUGCGCAUAGUGUCCAUAACGUUGGUUUUUAGUAAUUCUUAAAAAAGUAACCUAUUUAUAACCCUACCACACGUUCGACGAUGACCUGGGGGACUGAAUUCGAACAAUUACGGAAUAAGCUUUGUUACCUUCCAAAAAACUUAUGCAUAUAGGCCACAAUGCGGCCCCAGUACGUAGAUGACGCACUUAUCAUUAGGACCUGCGAGGUUGACUGUUCUCGUUAGAGCCUGAAUAAAGCAUUCCGACGCGUUCAAUUUACUUGCGAUGAGGCAACGGGCAAUAUCCUACCGUUUCUAGACGUGCGUAUACGGGAACUCAGUGACAGUGGCCUUGCAGCAGGGGUUCAUCGAAAAGACUUCAACGCCGCAACCAUCCCUAAUCAUUAGAGCAAUUAUCUUGAGGUCCAUAAAGGAAGUUGUAUCUGAGCUCUUUUUAACCGGACCUAUCCUUACUGUGGCAAAGAUGAUCCAAUUGGGAAAGGACUGGCUUGUUUGCAUCGGUUUUUCUGACUAAAAGGAUACCCGGUUUGCUUUGUGAAUUAAUGGCUCAGUCACCAGAGCCAGCGACAAAGCUUCGACUUUAACGGAGACAGUGUGCCACGAAAAUCCUACUCCCACCGCUACACACCAAGAAUUUUCGGAGCGGUUACCUAACACCUACAGUGCGUGACCGAUCUCAUGAAAUGUUGGCCAAAAUUCUGAAAUGCGUAUUCGAUCAGGACGGAUUACUUAAGCGCUGUUCUAAUACCGACUGUCUUGUGGCAUAAUCCUAUAAUAUUUCUAACUUAGUAGGAUAUUCGCUUUUGAGUGCACUGUCUUUCAAUCUCCUGUAAAAACUGUAGUCGGUAAAAAAUGACUACUCAAGUAGUAUGCAUUUUUCACACCAAUUUUCGAUGGUCUCGCAAAUUCAAAUAUAUUUUAUAUAAUUCACGAACAAAAUAUGCUUUCCUUCAGUCGUUUGGUAGAGAAUCACGUCAUUUUUAUUUUGUAUACUCGAAGAAGACGUAUAACUAGGUUCAAAAAAGUUUCUAAUUAUGAGAUCGUGCAAUGUCCAUUCAUACGGCAUCGUACCUCCCCGUUUACCACUGCUCCUCGUGAAAUGUACAACAUGGUCCACAUCCGUUGCAAAAUUUUAUGGACUCUAUAUGGUAUCUUUUUACGUGGAACUCAUGCACCUAGCAGACUGAAAGCACUAGGCGAUAAUGCAACGGCUGAUUAGGCGCCAAAUUAUCCGGGAAUUAGAAAACUUUUCUAAAACCUAAUUAUACGCUUUCUUCGAGUAGAAAAAAAUGAAGAUGACGUGAUUCUCUACCAAACGACUGAAAGAAAGCAUAUUUUUGUUCGUGCAUUCUACAAAAUCCAUUUGAAUUUGCGAGAAUAUCGAAAAUCAAUGUGAAAAAUGCAUACUAUUUAAGUAAUCAUUUUUUACCAAGCACAGUUUUUACGGGAGAUUUAAAAGCAAUGCAUUGGAAAGCUAAUAUCCCGCCGAGUCCGAAAUAUUAUAGGAUUAUGCCACAAGACAAUCGGUAUUAGAACCGCGUUUAAUUAAUCCUUCCUGAUCAAAAACGCGUUUCAGAAUUUUGGCCAACAUUUCAUGAGAUCGGUCACGCACUGUAAAUCCGUUUGGCAUCUCCAUCGCUCACAAGCCGACGUCCUCCCUGCACACAGCAUUAUCCCGAUUAAAAGACCCCAUACCUAAGGAGCAGGAAGCAAAUGUCAUGUGCCGCAUUGCAUGUGCGGACAGCUCAUGCGUCUGUGUCGGCCACACAGGCCGACGACUUGGGACCCGCAGGCUGACCAUCCGCCGACGGGAGCCCCUGUUUUUCGUGUUUGAGCACGCUCAUGAGUGCGAUCGCUGCUUUACUUGGGAUAAAAUUGAGGUGUUAACACCAAACAAUCUUAUGUGGUACGAUGACGGGUUGGCGCAACUAGCUUGAAAAUCAGCGAGUAAACCUUUAUUUACUGAUGGGCAUUCUCAUCCGUGGCUGGCCGAAGAGUGCGCAAAAGCGUGCCAAUUGCAUUUCGACGGCAGUAGUUACGCUGACUUCAUUUGUCCCUGAGAAAUUUGUACGUAGGAGUUAAAUCGAUAGACCGAUUGAUAAAUGCCUCAUCUGGUCACAUUGCUCCCAGCAAUUCAUGACCCUUCUGUAUUAGGCGAGUUUUCCCGCACAAACUAGUUUAUAGUCCCCAGUAUGGGCGUGGUCACCUUGGAUAUAUGUUCUCGUUUCUUCACCGCCAAAUAGUGUUCUUGAACACGGGUUAAGACGGAUUUCCCAUUUAGAGCACAGUAUACGACAUAACAAGUGAGGCAUGAGAUUUUGUGGACAACACCUUUUUCUGAUGGGAGCGGACAGGCAAGAUCCAGGAGACAGUUCAGAAGAAGAAUAAAUUGCGAUCGCUAAAGCAAGAAGUUUACCGGCCUGACGCUUCGGGCUCUCACUAGAACCCACCAUCAAAGACUGUUUAAGGUAAAGGUAGUGGAUGCCCAAAGACUGCAGUAUUUACAGUACGUAGCUGCCGUGGGAUCACGCGUGUAUAAUAAUUAACAGCGAUCACCGCUGAUGGUCGUAAUUCAGUAGAUAAUGGCUCGUCAGUCCACAUCCGAGUCGUUAAUGGUCGCAACUUCAAACUUCCGGGCAAAGCUUGACAUUAGUAUCCCGGUCCGAAACCAGAAAAGACAAGCAGAUAAAAUAGCUAGAUGACUUUCGACAUCUUCAGUGACAGUAGACGAGAUGCCAACCCAUGGUCCAAAUGGUAGAACGAUUUGAUGACCUCAUUCCAAACCCCAUUUAUCUUCACGGCCUACGGUGGACAUAUGACGGUUUUUUUUGUUUAGGUUUAUAGACCUACUGUUUAUUUAUUAUUUGUUGCUAGGUGGUUGCUUGCAACAUUUGUGACUGGCGCUCUACGACCUUACGACAUAUAAACUAUUUUGCCCUUCAAUAAGAGUAGACAGGAAAGCUGCAUCACCACCACCACCACCGCCGCCACCACCACCACCACCACCACCACCACCACCACCACCACCACCACCACCACCACCACCACCACCACCACCACCACCACCACCACCAGGACAGAGGGUGUGUAG